CCGGCGUCGGGAGGAGGAAGCGUGACCAAUUCAGGUUUCAGUGGCAGGACAGCUUCUCUCUAGCCAGCUCUACUCUCUUAUCACAGGGACAUUUCCUCCAGGUUUGGACCCCAUCUGAUUUGGAGAAUCUUGGAUCCCGUCGGUUCAUUUUCGCGUAAAAAAAAAAAAAAAAAAAAAAAAAAAACUCCGUCCACCCUGUUGUAUGCGUCUCUUCCUCGCCUCUAUCCCGUCUCCGCCCUUAUCCCUUUGGCGUGCACGGAUGCCUUUACAGCGGACUACAUCGCUUAGCAGGCGUUAUCCGUUCCCAGAGGUCUGAUGAAUGUAGAUGUGGAUACUUUGCCAAGGACACCGGGGCUGCGUUACAUGAGCCGAGCGCGGGCGCAAUGACUCGGAGCGCGUCUCCACUUCGGGAAAACACCCCUCGCUUUGGGCUUCUUCUAUAGGCAGCUUGGUUUUUCUGUGUGUCUAUAUGUCUGUGGAUGUGUGUGUGUGGAUGUAAGUGCUGGACUUGGUGCAAAUAAAAGAGAGCCGGUGUUCCUCGAAGCUCAUCUUGGUGUGUUGGACGGAGUCGAAGUUAAGCGCAAGAGCUCAGAAACCAAGAGAAGCGAAAAUAAGGUCAAACUGUAAGUGUCUGAGGUGACAGGAAGAGAAAAAAGAAGGAUAGAUCUGGUUUAAUGAGGGUGGUGUAUGAAUGACUGAGUGCGAGCAGAUGACUGAGGUGCUGAGGGAUCAGGACUACUAGAGUGGAGGCUGUCCCAGCUGUCCUGUGUGGAAGAAAGAGUGACGGGAAAGAGGGAGGACUGAAAGAAAAGGUGCAGCACGGGCCGUCCGCCCCUGCAUCGCACAGGAGUGCAGCCAUGGAGCGAGUACUCUUGUGCCUGUCUCUGUUGGCGCUGCCCAUUGCCGCUAUGCUGUGCCCAAAGCGUUGCACCUGUCAGAAUCUCCUACCCUCCUACACGGUCCUGUGUGCCAAGACAGGCUUGCUGUUUGUGCCACCCAACAUUGACCGGCAGACAGCCGAGCUUCGGCUCAUGGACAACUUCAUCACCACACUCCGGCACCGUGACUUCGCCAACAUGAGUAGCCUCAUCCACCUGACUCUGUCUCGCAACACCAUCAGCCUCAUCCUGCCCUAUGCCUUCGCCGACCUGCAGGAGCUCCAUGCGCUGCACCUUGAUGCCAACCGGCUCACAGCGCUGGACGACACACAUCUGCAAGGCCUGGUCAACCUGCGCCACCUAAUCCUUGCCAAUAACCAGCUGCAACACAUUUCCCACGGAGCCUUCCAAGACUUCCUAGAGACUCUCGAGGAUUUGGAUCUGUCCUAUAACAACCUGGUAAACGUCCCAUGGGACACCAUAGCUCUCCUUGUCAGCGUCAAUACACUUAGCUUGGAUCACAACCUCAUCGAGUUUGUGCCUGAGGGCAUUUUUUCCAACCUGCACAAGCUAGCAAGGCUGGAUAUGACCUCCAAUAAGCUGAAGAAGAUUCCUCCAGACCCACUGUUUCUGCGCAUACCGGUUUAUGCAAAAACGAAGGGCUCGCCACUAACAGCACUGGUGCUGAGCUUCGGCGGAAAUCCAUUGCACUGCAACUGUGAGUUGGUGUGGUUGAGGCGACUGACACGUGAGGACGACCUUGAGACGUGCGCCUCUCCCAAAGAACUAGCUGGGAAGUACUUCUGGACCAUCCGUGAGGAGGAGUUUGUGUGUGAACCACCUAUGAUCACACGCCACACUUCUAAGAUGUUUGUAAUGGAGGGUCAAGAGGUGAGCUUGAGGUGCAGGUCUGUGGGAGAUCCUGAACCUACAACACACUGGGUGAGUCCAGAUGGCAAGCUGAUUGCAAACACGUCUAGAACAACCGCUUAUGAGAAUGGAUCUCUGGACAUCUUUACAGCCACUGUAAAAGAUUCAGGAGUGUUUACCUGUAUAGCAUCCAAUGCGGCUGGAGAGGCCACUGCCCCUGUGGAACUUGUGGUGAACCCCUCCCCACAUUAUGACCCUAAACUUGAACCCGAACCAGGACCCUCAGACAUGCCCACGUCCAUCAAGUCAAACAGCAGUGGGGGGCAGACACGAGUGGAACAGCGCGUCAGUGUGACUGAGAUAACAGCCACAUCAGUCACCAUCCGCUGGCCUUCACAAAGCCAUAUCCCAGGUGUUCGCAUGUACCAGAUCCAGUACAACAGCUCCACAGACGAGUUCCUCAUUUACAGGAUGAUUCCAGCAUCGUACAAGCUGUUUCAGCUGAGUGACCUAGCCUCUGCGCGGGACUACGAUCUCUGUGUCUUGGCUGUUUACGAUGAUGGAGUCACUGCACUCACGGCUACGCGCCUUGUCGGCUGCGUGUCAUUCAGCACUGAGCGUGAGUACCACCACUGCCGCUCGCUCCAUGACCAGUUCCUGGGUGGCACCAUGAUCAUCGUCAUUGGAGGCAUCAUCGUGGCCUCUGUGCUCGUCUUCAUCUUCAUCCUGCUAAUGAAGUACAAGCUGCACAGCCAGCACUACAAGCAAAAGGCAGAGCGCGUCAGCAACGUCUGCUCACAGACCAACGGCGGCCAGCAAGGAGCAGCAUCCAACCCUCCACCACCCCGAUCGUCCUCUUCCUCCGCUUCGGCAAGUAAACCAUCCAUCCUUCUCAGUCAGGAGAGGCCAGAGAGUUAUGGUGCUCAGGAGGGAGGCUAUGGGGCACUCAAAGGCACCACAGUGGUGGACUUAAAUCCAGAAUAUGGAAAGUCAGUCAAAGAAGAAGACUCAGUAUCGCAAUAACACAGGGUCAAAUCCCAUCCCCCCAUCCUCUCCUCCUUCCCAUCUUCUGUUUUUUUUUCUGGUGCUGGGAUAUCUCUGCCUUACUGAGGAUUUCAUGUCCAAGGUAAGAUGUGUUCCCGUGAUCUGUUUGCUAACCAUUAGCGUCAGAGCAACAGAACCUCACAAUGUCUUGGGAUUUUAUUUUCAUUUCUUGGGUAAUAGAUCAAGGAUGGGUCGAAUAUUGGCCUGCCAUCAGUUAUAACCAGCCCUUGAGUUUAAAUAAUCAAUAUACAUUCCUUCCCAUGUUUUUUUUUGGAUCUAUACUUCAUAAGUUUCCUUAUUCUUGCUUCUAGAUUGUGCAUGAAUCAAUUCGAAUUUGUUGUAUAAGUAAAGAUUAUCCUCAGUACUACCAGAGAGAUAACAUUAAAUGCCACAUUCAACAAAGAAUGGACUGCAAAACACUUUCUUUAAGGUUUACAAAGAAUACAAUCUCAGUCAGCAGGCAUGCUAACUAUGCUAGCAAUCUGUCAUGAAAAGAGUGGGCUAAUAAAGCAUCUGAACAAUCUGCUAGAUUACAGUCUCUGAAAAAGUAUUUUUCCACUCUUCUACUAUCCCUGAGGCAAUCCAACACAAAAGCAAGCUACUUGCAUGCAUAUAAAUGACUAAACACAGCAAGAUGAUGUCUGAAGUUAGGUUUUUGAAGAAAUGCAUGAUGGAAACCACAGAUUGUCUUUGAAGAGAGCGAGAGGAAAUUUGUAUUGAUAAGUUUAUCACGUGGAACAGUUACUGGCUUUGUUGAAGUAAUCGAAGAACAGUUGGCUUCUGAGCUGAACAAGACAAUUGGGAUCUUCAAGUGCUGUUAAGUUGUAUUGGCUGAAAGUACUGAUGCUUGAAAAAAAGAGGUGAUCAGCUGCCGAUCUCAUUAAUCAUGAAGCCUUCUGGGCGAGUGUACUUCUCUCUGUGGGAACAUUUAACUGAUAAGUGUGUACUGCAUUUUAAAUUUACAUCAGGCAGCAGCUAUCUGUAACAGCAACAGAUAUGACCUGUUGUACCAUUUCAAAUUUGUAUGUGACCUGAAAAUUUAAAAUGGCAUAGCAGGUUGCUUCUGUUAGAGGGAUUUCCAGCCAUAUUGUAGACUAUAACAUGAGCAGCAUAGCAAAGAAGGAAAGUUUCUCUCUUUUUUUCUUUGCUCUCCAAAUGGGGGCACAUGCUUCAGUAGACACAUGAAUAUUUUCUCUCCUUUGUAAAGGUAAUGAGUCCUCAAUCAAUAUUUGCAACAAUUACUGUUUAUUAAUAAUAACACCAUAAGAAAAAGAAAAGAAGUUUGCUAGGCACCUUCACAUACCGGGAUAUUAUGUCUCUUUGUUAUGAUUAUGCCUGCUGUGGAAUAACAAGCAUAUUCUUCGCAAAGGGUUAGCAAUGCGAGUAAGUAUCUGCAUGAAGCAGGGGGUGUAUUUGAAUAAGCUUUACAUCGCAGCAUUACAGCUCCACAAAGAAAAUGAUGAAAAUCCCUCCAUUUGAGCUGCUGCUGCUGCUGCUGCUGCUGUUGCCUCGGCCCCCGCCUACACGUCUAAGUGCUUGUGGGAAUAAGCAAUCAUGAUAAAAAUCACAAAUCUCUCACAGCACAUAAACGCAUAAAGAGAGCUAGGAAGGCUGGUGAAGAAUAAGUUUCCCACUUGGCUUGCCACUCGUCCUCCUGCUGGCUUCUCUCCUCCUUUCUGGGAAACCAAUUACCAGUGCCCUGACCACCCUAGAGACAUUAGUUUUUAUUUUAGUUGUAGCUCUGGUGCAUUUACGAGACUAUUCUCGUCGACAUCUGCACUGCUUGAGCUUGAAUGGAGCUCUGAGUAUGACUGGAAGGCUGGGUUGCUUUUGCUCUUCUUGGGUUUGAGAAAGGAUAAUGGCUGUUAGCUGAGUCUUUUGACCUUCCACGUUACCGCUUUCUGAGAGAGCCAAGUCCAUUUAGCAUUGGUGCGUAGCCCAGGAAGGCCCUCUCGGGGAAUUGGCUUCCACAGAAGUGCAUCUAUGGAGGGCAAGAAAUGGAUUUAAGACAGUGAAAUAGGUGGUUCAGUUAUGAAAACAUGCCUUAUACUGACAGAAAUUAAUUCUAGCAUGACAGGCAGGUGAAGGAUGUCAGGUUCAGCCAGGGUCAUGAUCUGAGUGAAGGAGAAAUUUCAAAAGCUGUCCCUGGCUGCUGAAAAUCAAUGAACGCCGAUUUUAUUCACGGAGUGAUUUAUUAUGUGAACAGAGUUAAAGAGAGUUUCUUUUGCAUUUCACAGGGUUAUCAGGUUCAGAGGUUUAAAUAUGUGUCCUUUCAGGAAUUUGCUUUGCAGUAUAAGAUUUAAGAAACAUGGCCAUCAUGAAAUAAUACUGCCUUUUUCGUGCAUUUAUGCUGUGUGGGUGUCAUAAGUUAAUAAGUUAACAACUUGAAUGUCUCGAAUGCAGUAGGAAAAAUGGAUGAAUGGAGCACUGUGUUCUCCAGCACACCUGGAAGGGAUUUUCAUUUCUAUCUCAGACUAAAAGAGAGAAGGGAGAGAUAGAGGGCAUUGUGAAAGAGCUGCGAGAGGAGAGGGAAAAAGGCAUGAAGGAAGAGUAUAGAUGAUGCAGUAGAUAAAAGCAUUAUGAUAUGGAGGGGAGAAUGUGAUGAGAAAGGGUGAGGGGGUCAUAAAGGCAGAGCUGAAGGGGUAAAGGCAUCGAGUUGAGGAGAUAUGGAGACAAAUGGGCUAAUCUUUAAGGUGAAGUCCCACUGUGGGUCAGAUGUGGGGGGUAAUUACUAUUGUUUGUGUGCCAUCUAAAGUGGGCCACAAUCUCCUCACUGUCUCCCUACCAACAGCACUUCCCACCCAGAAUCCCUCCUGACUGCAGCAGCGCUAAAUAUAGCCAACUGAAAAGGGUUUAGUGCUGGCCUGCUGCUGCCUGCAGAUAGCUACCGGGAUAAAAACCCUUUCUCUGCUCUUGCAUUGUUAACUCACCACUCUGAAAUGUAUGAAUGGCUUCACCCAUUGUAACUACUGAUUGAUAAUAAGGGUUGAAGCUAAUGAAGGUGGUUUAGGGGAAAGUAAGCAUACCAUUUAUCAUAGGCUUGUUUAAUAGCCAGCUAUUCUUGCUGCAAAAAGUUGUGUGUAACUGAGCUAAAUAUUCUUGCCAGAUUUAGGAGUUUGGGUAAUGCUGAUUAUCAUCCUAUUCAUUUGCAUAUAUUGAUAACUGACAAUCACACAAAACUCCAUAAAAUGACCAAUGAGAGCACCUCCUAGGCAUGGUGUGCACAAAAUUUUCCAGUAAUGCAGCUCAGCCACUGCAGCGUGUCUGCUACAACAGACCUACACUAACUCCUCCUCUUUUUAUACGGCAGCAUUUCUUCGGUCAUAAUUGAAUUACUAGUCUAAUUCUUCUUAGUCUAUCGCAAUGUUCUGAAUUGUAUUCUUUGAAUUCAUUAAUAGGAAACACCUGAGUUUUCAUGAAUUUUUUUGUGUGUAAUUGAAAUAAAUAAGUGACAUAAAGUGAUUUUAGUGAGUCUCCUUAUACAUACAUUUGCACAAACUCUGCUCUUGUAGGACAUGAAUGUUUUUCCAAAGUAACUGGAUUUUGAACACUGCUUGUGUCAAUGCUCCUCCAAAUGAUUUCCAGGUUGAUAAAUGAGGCCCAAGGUUUAUAACAUGCUGAAUUUACCUUCCAUAUGCUGCUCAUUCGAGAAUCUGUUGAGUCAUGCAUAUUUAUGAAAGGCUUCAGCAAAACUCUGGGCAACUGCAGGGAUGAAAGUGGACAUUCAACUGUUGUUGUAAAUAUUGUAUUAUUUUUUCAAAUCUUUGGCCAGCUGCAUGUUAGAAAGACUAAUCUCUAAGAUGUGAUGUAAAUGCUAAAUAAUAAAUAAUGAGGUAGAUUUUCUAGAUAAAUUCAUUCUUUUUCUUUUAACAGCAUGCGUUUGAGUACCACUGUUUAAAUUUCAAAGUUAUCUUACCACAAACUGUGCAAUGAUUCAUGUUGUUUUCAGGAGACAGCUGUCUCUAACACCUUUACUUCUUGUCCUCCUAGGCAAACUCACUCUAGAGGGAAAAUUAAAUUGCCUGGGAUUGGAGCCAAUACACUCCUGGGAGGAGAGGUGGGUGGAAGCCAGUAACUGUUUUCAGUCCCUUAUGCAAGCUUCUUAACAAACAAUGGAAAUUAAUGAGUCUGUUUGGAGCAUAUGGGCAAAAUUUUGUCCUACACCAAGGCCAUCACUCUUAGAGAAAAUAAUAUGAAAACAUGACCAUUACUAUUGGACCACACAACUGAACACAUCACUAAUGGAAUCUGUCGCUACUCUUUCGCUCACCUGUGGAAACUAAAUUGACACCAUGAUUCAUUCAUGCUAUUCAAUCACUGUAGGAUGUCCAGGCUACGGAAAAUGCAGAGUCAAAGGAAUGUUCUGACAUAUUUCACAUUUCUGAAUGGAAUGUGAAAUGUUCCAAUUUGAUGCAUAACGCUCCAUGGAAAUCCAAUAUUUCCACAGGCCAUUGAAGUACAGACAUACUGAUAGCAAGUAUCCAUUCUGGUGUACUUUUGGGGCACUUUAUGAUAUUCCACUCUUCUAUUCUCUUUCAAUCACUCUGACUUUUCUCCCUUUUAAAGGGAACUGAACAUUGGACAUUUAUUCAACUGGUAAUCAGGCAUGGUUGUACAUGUGCUUCGGAGAUUCGUUUAAAAAAAAAGAAAAGACGUCAACACAGAGUUUUCUUAGUCACCAUGCACUGAUGCAUUUAUAUUUCACAUAUAUCAAAAAGGAAAAAACAUUUUAAGAGCCCAGACACUGACCUUCAUAGACAUUUAAGACCAUGUCCAA
This is a messenger RNA of Pangasianodon hypophthalmus (striped catfish), 7569 nucleotides long. RefSeq lists its product as uncharacterized. Gene Ontology annotation, molecular function: protein binding. The record is from RefSeq and is a predicted model, not a curated record. The coding region runs from base 858 to 2771 and encodes 637 amino acids. The transcript has 5 exons. NCBI's taxonomy places the organism in Eukaryota, Metazoa, Chordata, Actinopteri, Siluriformes, Pangasiidae.